AUGAAGCUCUCCGUCGAAGACGUGCAGGAUGCGCACCCCAUCGACCGCGUCAACGGCCGCGUAACCCUGCUGAAAGCCCUCCAGUUCGUCUGCACCUUCACCGAGCCUGAGGCCGGCUUCCUCGACGCCUUCGACUUCCAUCACGGCGGCGUCAGCUUUGACCUCAUCAACGGCCCGCCCGAAGGCGGCUCAAGAACCUUGGAUUGGAAUGAUGCUUGCAAUAUCAUUAGAGGCUUUCUGGGCUUCUGGGAGAAUGUGGUGCAGGAUUUCGAGGAAAUGGAGUUUUUGGUUCUUAGAGGGGGAAAGGUGAUAGGGCAUGGGGAUGUGGAGGAUGACGAUGAGGGGGAGAGGCCUGUGGCCGCUCAGGCGGUGGAGAAAAGGACGCGCAUGCGCGUCAUUGCGCUUGCUCGCCUCACGCGUGUUGCGCUUUUUCAAUCAUGA
This is a messenger RNA of Bacidia gigantensis, 441 nucleotides long. RefSeq lists its product as uncharacterized. The transcript is spliced from 2 exons. The record is from RefSeq and is a predicted model, not a curated record. NCBI's taxonomy places the organism in Eukaryota, Fungi, Ascomycota, Lecanoromycetes, Lecanorales, Ramalinaceae. Bases 1 to 441 code for a protein of 146 amino acids.